Molecule: messenger RNA, 4014 nt
Organism: Dermacentor albipictus
Lineage: Eukaryota; Metazoa; Arthropoda; Arachnida; Ixodida; Ixodidae
Product: endothelin-converting enzyme homolog
Biological process (GO): protein processing
Cellular component (GO): plasma membrane
Molecular function (GO): metalloendopeptidase activity
Source: RefSeq, a predicted model, not a curated record
ACCGCCAUUUCGUUUAGAACCUAGAAACCACUGUACGAGAACCCGAACAGCCACAUUAAAAAGGUCGCAGCGUAAUGGAUUUAAAAGGGCAGCAAAAACACACUGAAGAUAAAGACGACACCAGGCAAAGGUUAACCGUUCGCAGUCACGAAGCGGCAGCAUCAUCAAUAUCAUCGGAGGCAAGUUCGUACGCAACAGACGAGGCGACUGAGGGUUCAACAGACCCGAGCGAAGCAGAGUCACAUCAACGAAGUGACAGGCACACCGACGAGCCGAGCGAAACAGACUCGUCGGAAACGAGCUCGUACGACUCACAUGGGGCGGCGGACGACCUUGGAGAACCACACGUGGUUGCUGUGGACGUUGAGGACAAUGUCGAAGAGACAGCGUGGUGCGAGCCCUUUGGCAGUGCGGCCGUCGCAGCGCUGGCAUUGGUCGCUGCCUUCCUUAUAACAGUAGUGUUCAUGACACUGAAAAGCCUCUACGGAUACGACGUAGAGUUAACUGCGAACGAUAUUGACGAAGAGCCAACGUUGUCAUUUUUGCGUCUGCCUGUGGAGGAACCGGCCAUCAUGGCUUUUAGUAAACUCGACGAACACGAAAGACCCCAUCAAGUGACAUCAACGCAAACGCUGGAAGCAACGAGAGCUUUAUCAUUGAACAUGUCAAUAGACAUUGACAACAGGACAGUAUUCUGGAUUAAGAGAGUACAAAUUGGCGGUGACGAUCAGAUACUGCCUAUAUACAGCGUUCCUACGACACGAAGAGCGCUAAGGAUGCGAAGACUACGAAAAUUGACCAAGCCUCCCAUCAUACGCCGAGAGAUGCCGCGAUGGAAACUAUCAAAGGUGUCCUUCAUUGAGCUUAAAGAAUUCAAGAAACGUCGCCUGAACAUAAAACUUGUCGUUAAGGAAAACACUACCGCUGUUGAGGGCUUUCGUCAGCCAAAAUCGACUGAAGAAGUCAGUAAUAGAGGCUCUUUACAAGCGCAUAACGAUCGCACUGCUCAAAAAUUAGGUGGAUUUGUCGGCUCACCAAAUCCUUUCAACACAGAGUACAACUCUAAAAGCAAACGUUCACGACUUAGAAUUGAUUCAGUCCGCACUCACUCUAAUCAAAAAAGAAACAAGGCUGUGCUAUCUUCGGCAGCAGCGACUGCCGCAUACUUGGCCUGGAAGAAGCCACCCUUGAUGGUAAAUGUGACCAAUAGCUCUGUAAAGAGCAUUCACGAAGGGGAAUCAGCUCUACUUGCUGAAGUACACUCUGAUGGCUUGCCCUACUCAAGCAAAGCAAACAGAGAGCCAAUAGCAGAUUCACUGAACCAAUCACAUCACGUGAUGCAAACCAGUGCAACGUUUUCUCUGUACCAAAAUGACACAAAUGCGAAGCAUGGAGCGAAACGGCAUAGAAGUACAGCUGAAGCUACGCAGUGCAGCUCUCAAGAAUGCCAAGUACCUCAAGAACUUAUUGCGCGCAUAGCUAAUGCUGUUGAAACGGAUCCGUGUGAAGACUUCCAGCAACACGUGUGUGGUGGGCAACAAGGACGGUCACGUGGGCUCUACACCCAGAUGCGAAACGAUGCAGUUAACUCACUCAAGGCGCGACUCGACUCCUCGUUGGUUCUGGAGACCAACCACACGGCGACGCAGAAGGCGGUCAGCCUGUUUCGAGCCUGCACGCGAUUCCCCAAAGAGGGACUCGCCCUGGAGUUGCCCAGAAUAAGGCGCUUCCUCGAGUCCAUUGGAAUGAAUCUCACUGGCCGGCAGGAGCAGGGUGCUAAGGACACGAUGGACAACCCGGUCUUGCCCAUGCUUCGCCUUUCCCUUCAGUACGCGCUCCACACUUUCGUGGCCUUCCGCGUCGAUGGUCUGAACGUCGUCAACGGCAAGAAGGUUAUGCGCGUUGUCGUCAGCAGGACCGACCACGAUUGGCUGAAAGAGAGGGCGACGCUCAGCGAACGAGAUAAAAAGGACUUCUACGCCGGCGUCUUGCUAGUCUACGAAGCCAAACCAUUGCGACCUGAGAUCGUGAUGCUCAUCCCAGAUAUCGCAAACUUUGAAUCUGAAGCUUUCAGGAAAUUAAAACACCAAAAGCGACUAACCAGCAUGUACACGGAAAGGUCACUCGUUCGCCUGGAACACUUGGCUAACUAUGCUCACUGGUAUGGACAAGCGGAUGAAUGGCACGCCCAACUUCAACAACUUUCGUUGCUGGCUUAUGGAUCGAAUGACACUGCGCACGCCUCUUCUGCUGCCCUCGAACUGCUCAAGCUGAUAACUGAGCCCGAGUCAUGGCCGAAAGGCCGUCAGUUGAUGUGUUGGAGCCUCAUCCGCCAACUGGUCAGUUUUGGUAGGAACCCGCUACUGGCUCUGCUGCCUGAGAGUGACUUGAAGAGCCAUUGCAUCCAGAAAGUUUCUGAAGUCAUGGAACCAGCAAUCCAGGGACUUAUCCUUUUCAAACAAUUCACGUCAGAAGUACGGGAGCAAGUGGAGGCGGUAGCCACCGUUGUCCUCGAGACGUUCACGAAGCAUUUGAAGGACCACGGCAAUACCUCCUGGCACCUACACGACUCUGUUCGGCUGGAAGCGCUGCACAGGCUAGCCACGCUGAAGCUAGACGUUGGUUUUCCGGAUCACAUUCGUGAGGAAUCAGAUUUGGAAGCAAUAUACAGCUCAUUCCCAGAAGCCAAGGGAACCUUCUGGGACGCUUGGAUUCGCUAUUCAAAUAUUGUGCAAAAGCUGAAGCUAGAGCGGGUCAGUCAACCGAACGUGAACUUCGAGGCUGCGGGCAUGACAGCUGCCUACUCUCCCUGUCUCAACAAGAUUGUCAUCCCCGCUGGCGUUGGCCGACCUCCCUUACUGAUAAGCAAAGGCCCUGCAGCGUACCACUAUGCAACACUCGGAAUGAUCAUCUCUCAUGCAUUGUUUCGUGGUGACUGCGUUCGGGAGGCGAGAGGCAUUGAUUCCAUGGCAACCGACUGUAAAAACUGGUGGACAGCCGCAGCGCAGUAUUAUUACUUGCAAGGAACUCGAUGCCCUUCGACUGAGCCUCCAUCGCUUGCUGAGGACUACGAAUACAUUCCCUCCUUAAAUGUGGAACCAGAGCUCUUGCACGCGCUAGCGGCGACAUCCGCAGCCUACGAAGCCUUCCGCUCACUUCCGGAGCCGCAGAUGAAUCACGUGUUCCCUACGCUCAACUAUACGGCAGAACAAGUCUUCUUUGUGGUGAACUGUGCUUUACAAUGUUGCGACGGCGAAACUUACCGUUCCUAUGCUUCAUACGAUGACCAUUCAUUUUGCGAAGAUGGCGUUUCUUCCUGUCACUUAUCGUCGGGGUGCAACAGCGUCGCCAAGCGGCUUCCAGAGUUUUCCGCUGCCUUUCGCUGUCCAGCAGGAUCCAAGAUGAACCCCCGGGACAGGUGUGCGAUGUGAACAGAAACGUUCGCUUUGUGAACGUUUUGAAAAAUGCCAAGGACAGAAUGGCUGGGGAGGGGACGCAGUUAUAUGGUAUAUGUGAAUGCUUUGUGUUCUCAUUCUUAUUACCAUCCUUCAAAACGCAAUUCAUUUGCAUUAGUUGGUAUUCCGCAUUACGUAGUGACGCCAGCAGCUGCCUAGCUGCUUGUAAAGAGCCAUCGCCACCUUAGUAGCACUGCAUUAAAGUUUAAUACGCAUCUUCAUUCAGCCGUCCAGAGGGUGUUCUUAGGUAUCAUUGUGAUAAGACGUACGCGUCUAACACUAAGCUUGUUUCCGAACGUGAACCAAAAAAAUAAUCACACGAAAUUCAUGCGUAACAUAGGAAGGCCAUUUGCUGUUCUUAUUUGGCUUUUCCUUGUCUAAAAAUAUUAGCAAUAAUUUUUACACAAAUGUAUUUUGGACGAUUUGUGCCGAACUUUGUAUUUCGCGCUUCCUGGUAGGUGCUGGCACACGAGCUAAGAAUGCGCCACCUGAUAUUUCAUGUGUGAUUCUUAGAAUAAACAAGUCAACAACAACAAGUCAAGUUUCUUCCUGUUCACGC